GGUGGCUGCUGCAGCAUGGGCUGGCUCAGGGGGAUUGCCUUGCUUUCCUUGGGAGUAUUACUAGCAGGAAGAGUCAACUGCCAGCAUGUGAAGAAUAAUGUGCCAAGGCUCAAAUUGUCGUAUAAAGAAAUGUUGGAAUCCAACAAUGUAAUCAAUUUCAAUGGACUAGCUAAUAGCUCCAGUUACCACACUUUCCUCUUGGACGAAGAACGCGGCCGGCUGUAUGUUGGAGCAAAGGAUCACAUAUUUUCUUUCAACCUGGUUAACAUCAAGGAAUAUCAAAAGAUUGUUUGGCCCGUAUCGCAUUCCCGAAGGGAUGAGUGCAAGUGGGCUGGAAAAGAUAUUGUGAGAGAAUGUGCUAAUUUCAUCAAGGUCCUUAAGGCUUACAACCAAACCCACCUGUAUGCUUGUGGAACAGGGGCUUUUCAUCCAGUCUGCACCUAUAUUGAAGUGGGAAGCCAUCCUGAGGACAACAUUUUUAGAAUGGAAGAGUCACAUUUUGAAAAUGGGCGGGGGAAAAGCCCUUAUGAUCCCAAACUGCUGACAGCUUCACUUUUAGUAGAUGGAGAACUGUACUCUGGCACAGCAGCAGACUUCAUGGGCAGGGACUUUGCCAUUUUCCGAACUCUGGGGCAUCACCAUCCCAUCAGAACAGAGCAGCACGACUCCCGGUGGCUAAAUGAUCCCAGAUUUGUCAGUGCUCACCUGAUACCAGAGAGUGACAAUCCAGAAGAUGACAAGAUCUACUUCUUCUUCCGUGAAAAUGCAAUUGAUGGAGAGCACACUGGAAAAGCCACCCAUGCCAGAAUAGGGCAGAUCUGCAAGAAUGACUUUGGUGGACACAGGAGCCUUGUUAACAAAUGGACAACUUUCCUCAAAGCACGUCUGAUCUGUUCUGUGCCAGGACCCAAUGGCAUUGACACACACUUUGAUGAACUACAGGACGUGUUCCUAAUGAACUCUAAAGACCCUAAAAAUCCAAUAGUCUAUGGAGUGUUUACAACUUCCAGUAAUAUCUUCAAGGGAUCAGCAGUGUGUAUGUACAGCAUGACUGAUGUCAGGAGGGUGUUCCUUGGUCCCUAUGCCCACCGGGAUGGCCCCAACUACCAGUGGGUUCCCUACCAAGGGCGAGUGCCGUACCCACGGCCAGGAACUUGUCCCAGUAAAACAUUUGGAGGUUUUGAUUCCACCAAGGACCUUCCUGAUGAAGUUAUCACAUUUGCCAGAAGCCAUCCUGCCAUGUACAACCCAGUAUUCCCCAUCAACAACCGUCCCAUCAUGAUCAAAACAGACGUGGAUUACCAGUUCACACAGAUCGUGGUGGAUCGGGUAGAUGCAGAAGAUGGCCAGUAUGAUGUGAUGUUCAUUGGCACAGAUAUUGGAACGGUUCUUAAAGUGGUUUCAAUUCCUAAGGAGACUUGGCACGAAUUAGAGGAAGUCUUGCUGGAAGAAAUGACAGUCUUUCGGGAGCCCACGGUUAUUUCAGCAAUGAAGAUUUCCACAAAGCAGCAACAGCUCUACAUUGGCUCAGCCACUGGAGUUUCACAGCUUCCUUUACACCGCUGUGAUGUGUAUGGAAAAGCUUGUGCUGAGUGUUGCCUUGCAAGGGACCCUUACUGUGCCUGGGAUGGCUCCUCCUGCUCACGUUACUUCCCCACUGCCAAGAGGCGCACCAGACGACAAGACAUCCGAAACGGGGACCCGCUCACCCACUGCUCAGACCUGCAGCAUCACAAUAACCCAAGUGGUCAGGCCCUGGAGGAAAAGAUUAUCUAUGGAGUAGAGAACAGCAGCACUUUCCUUGAGUGCAGUCCGAAAUCUCAGCGUGCUGUAGUCUAUUGGCAAUUCCAGAAGCAAAAUGAUGAUCGCAAAGAAGAGAUAAAAGUGGGUGACCACAUGAUCCGGACAGAACAGGGCCUGUUGCUACGAAGCCUUCACCGGAGGGACUCUGGGGUUUAUUUCUGCCAUGCUGUGGAGCAUGGCUUCAUGCAGACCCUGCUCAAGGUGACCCUUGAGGUGAUCGAUAACGACCACCUGGAAGAGCUGCUUCACAAGGAAGAAGAUGGUGAUGGCUCCAAGAUCAAGGAUGCCACCAACAGCAUGACCCCCAGCCAAAAGAUCUGGUACAGAGACUUCAUGCAGCUGAUCAACCACCCCAAUCUCAACUCCAUGGAUGAGUUCUGUGAGCAGGUUUGGAAAAGAGACCGCAAACAGCGCCGGCAGCGGCCUGCCAACGCGCAGGUGAACACAAAUAAGUGGAAGCACCUACAAGAGAAUAAAAAAGGUAGAAACAGGAGGACCCAUGAAUUUGAGAGGGCACCACGUAGUGUCUGAGCUACAUUACCUCUAGGAACCUCAUCCAAGUAGAAACUUGUAUAGACAGAUAACUGGAAAAAAAUGCAAUAUUCAUGA
Molecule: messenger RNA, 2412 nt
Organism: Agelaius phoeniceus (red-winged blackbird)
Lineage: Eukaryota; Metazoa; Chordata; Aves; Passeriformes; Icteridae
Gene: SEMA3A
Product: semaphorin 3A
Biological process (GO): neural crest cell migration; semaphorin-plexin signaling pathway; negative chemotaxis
Cellular component (GO): glutamatergic synapse; axon; plasma membrane
Molecular function (GO): semaphorin receptor binding; chemorepellent activity; neuropilin binding
Source: RefSeq, a predicted model, not a curated record